Passer montanus (Eurasian tree sparrow) is the source of this 5667-nucleotide messenger RNA. It is a transcript of the gene KCTD6, whose product is annotated as potassium channel tetramerization domain containing 6. Gene Ontology annotation, biological process: protein homooligomerization. The coding region runs from base 4237 to 4950 and encodes 237 amino acids. The record is from RefSeq and is a predicted model, not a curated record. The transcript is spliced from 3 exons. Gene Ontology annotation, molecular function: protein binding. NCBI's taxonomy places the organism in Eukaryota, Metazoa, Chordata, Aves, Passeriformes, Passeridae.
AGUUCUUUACCACGAUCUCCUCGGCUCCCCUGGGAUGGAAGCUCCUGCCGAAGCCCUGGAUCCUCCCUGGGCUUGCGGGGGGUUUCUGUCCCGCGUUGCUGCCGCCCCUUGGUCCGUAUGUGCUGAGCCCCAUCAGUGUGCAGGGAGGCUCUGCGUUUCUGACACCUGCCUGCCGCCAAAACUGCUCAGAGACGUUUCCUCAAUGGAAAAACACUGGUUAAUAUCACAGAAGCACAGUACAUGGAUAAACCCCAACUAUUAUCACAGGUCCUGGAAGCCUGAGUGCCCUGGCUUCAGCAGGACCAGGCUGGAUAUUGGAGUCCUCCUUUGGGUCUCUUAUAGAAGGGCCAAAGUCGUACUGGGAUGUGGGCUCUUCCCACAAGAAGAAAUUGGAAUAAAGGUCUGGAAUCAGGACUUAAAACAGGAUGCCAUAGAGCUCCUUGGGGAAGGGAUGGAAACUUCAGGAGCUUGGAAUUUGUAGUGAAGCAAUUAAACAUAAAAGAGUGAAAAUGUUGAGUGGCUAGCGUGAGUGUUUUUCCGUCCUGCCUGAGGUAAAGACUGAGUAUUUGUAAAAACCAGCUCAAGAAAAUCAAGGGCUGAGUUAACUUCUAAUAAGCUGCAUUAGUCAUGACAAACUUGACAUGUGUAGAAGGUGGUAGGUGCUCUCCUUAGUGAAGCUGAUCUGCUGAAUUGCCCGAAGAUCUGGUAACUGGUUGUUCUGAGAACGCUCCUCCUCCUCCUCACUCCCCUGGUUAGGGUGGCACAGAGCUGGAGCUCAGGGCUUGCUCUGCAGACCAUCAGCUCACUGGAGUUUGGUGGAGAACAGUCAGCACUGGUGCUGCUCAGUGUUUGUCAGUUCAGGUGAGUCACCAAUAAUUUACAGUGAGAACUUGCCUUUCAAAUAUUCUGGCUGGCUGGGAAAGAGAGGUUGUCCCUGUACAGCAUAACUGUGCUGCUGGAUGGAGUUUCUUCUCAUCUUGUGAGAUCUAAGUGGGAGAGGCAGGGAGCUCACAAAGGGGGUGAGUAGCUGAAAUGCCAAGUGUAUUUCAGAGUCCUACCUUGCUCUUUUUCAUUUUUAAGUUGCUGCUGCUAGAGAUCCUUCCAUCUCUAUUGAUGUAGGAAUCAAAGGACACUCUUGAGGUUAAACAGCCUGUGGAUACCAAACUGCCCAUGAAAGACUAUUGCCACGAGUAAAUCCCUUAAUUCUUUUCUUUGAAAAACUAGGUGAAGAACAUUCAGAGCCAAUCAGGUGGUCUGUGCCUCUUAACUUACAAUGCACUUCUGCUCCUCCUUUGGGUAACUGCACGUUGCCCCAUCUCUCCAGGAGUGGUGGUAGCCUGUAGUGCCAGCAGUGGGAAUGCCUGGCAGGGCUGCUGGCAUCCCUGCUGAGUGUGUGUGUGUGUUUUCACAGGUGCAGACGUUCAUCUGACUCUUAAAUGCUUUCUUUGAAUUUCAGCUUGCAAACUGGUUUGCAGCUCUGCUCUGGGAGAAGCCCUGCUGGAGUUAGUGGCAGUACCUGUUGCAGCAGUGUUGCUGAUAAACAGCCUUGUAAUCCUCUGAGUCAUAACAUAUGAAAUGAGAGUGAGCGUUUAUAAAUGCAGGUAUCCAGUUUGGUGUGUCGAGUGUAAAGUGAUGACCUGAGUGCUUUUCUUGCUUCUCACUGUGCCAUUCCAGUUCUAGCUGGGCUGUGGCAGGAGCCCCAGUGGCCGUGUCACUGCUGUGUGUCCUGUCCCUGCAUGCAGAGCAGUGUCACCUCAGCAGGACUGUGCUUUGACACCCUCUGCUCCCACCACAGAGGGCCAUCCUGUUUGGCUGAGCUGUGUCAGCAAUUUGUCUGACUGAAUUUCACUUCAAAUAUUUUUUGUGGUUAUCAAAUGUAGGCUGCCUUGGGAUAUGGCUGUGUGUCAUCUGUAAUUUGCUGUCUGGACAGGAGUAGCUGUGUUGGCAGGCUUGUCCCUGCGUGCAGUCCAUUGGUGUGUGACACAAGGACAGAGCUGGCUGGAGGCUGCCUGUGCUGGGGGAUGUAUGGAGUGUGUGCCCACCCCCCUGCUGAUCACUGUAUCCCAUCCAGGAGGAUUAAAGCAUCAGUGGAAGGGCACAUGCCAUGAAGGGUGUCCAUCCUCAGCCUUGCUGUGAGGUGGGUGGUGAGUCCUUAGCUCAGGUUGUACCCAAACUAAGCUACUUUCACCUGUGAAGUUGUCUAGAAAUUCAGAGCUCCCAGGCUGACGAGGGAAGUAGUGAAGAGUUAGGAUCACACUCGGGCAUUUUGGGAUGGGCUCCUGGCACAUUGCUCGUUAUUCAAGAAAACUGGGAUGUUCAGGCAAGUGGUGGAGUGGUCAGGUGUGCUCCAGAGACAGUCCUGUGGGUGAUGUGGUGGGAGAAGGAGGGAGAAGAGGGUGCUUUUGUGUGGCACAUCUCGCUCCAGCACUGGUCUGCCAGGGAGGUCUGUGUGUGCCUUGUGGUUCUGGGUCCUUACACAGAGGUCACAGAGAUUUCUCCAUGCCCCUUCUGUGUUGAGGGCUAGGUUUGUUCCAGAUGAUUGCUCUUGUAAAUUUUUCACUCCGGUGUUACACAGCAGUGCUGUGAUCAAAGAUGAAAUCAUGCCUUUGCACCGGCUUGCAGUGUCAUCUCUUUCUUUCCCUGAUGAAGUCUUGAUUCAUCUGCACUGGACUUACAUGCUGACCAAAAUAACCUCAUAUUCACUAGUUAAAUUAACACUGAUGGACAUCUCUGCCUUUGAAAUAUUCUGGAUGUGUAAUUUGAGUUAAUUUUAUUAAGACUGCAGAUCUCUUCUGUCAUGAUUACUGGUGAGGUUUCUGGCUGGCUGCAUCAUUUCACUCUCAACUGGGGCAGUGCUUGUGCUGCUGGGUCCCACAGACCUGACCUGCUGGAUGCUGUUUUGCCCAGGCUGUGGAUUUGGGCAGGGCACAGGGAGGUGGGAUGUGCUGCCUUGUUCCGUGGUGAAUGAAACCAACCACAUUCCUUAGGAAUGAGAAGGGCAAGUUAUCUUUUUUGGUUGGGAAUUAACUGUGAAUAUUCAGUCAUUUUGCAGUGUGGGGCUCUGGCUUGGCUAAAUCUUUGUGCUGCCUUUAGCUGGGUGUCUGUAUGUUGAAGUUUGUUAGUAAAGAGGAUGGGACCAGAAGUCUUGGGAACUGUGUGGUCUUUUAAGAUGUAAAAAUAAACAAAGCUGAGAAGCUCUACCCUACUUAAAACAGGCUGACCUAAAUUUUCAGCAAUUCUAGCAGAGAGGCAGGCUCUGGGUAGGGAUAAAGGCUUACUGACAAAUGGCUUCCCUGUCCUUCCAUUGCUUGACAAGGUUGACAGGCCACCUUUGGCACAUCAGCACUGGGCUCUGAGGUCAUUCACUUCCCCCUUCUUGAGCUGCACAGCCUGGCUGUGGAUUUGCCUUGUGCUUGUGUGGACAGUCCCCUUGUUAUGCAAGUCAACAGUUCAGCAUCUCCUGGGAAGUCACAGCAGGAAUCUCUUCUCAAAUUGCUUUUGUUGGAGUGUGUUGACAGCAUGUUAGAUGUCCUCUGGCUUGUCCCUACAGAGAUGGCUUUUGAGAGUAGGUGUCUGGGAAGUCCUUUCCUACUCUUUGUCUGUAGAUUAAUGUUCUUACUAUCAGUUGCAGUUCUCUACUACUGAAUUAUUUAUUCUGCAAUGAGAGUUUUUUUCUUCUUAGUGUUCAUUGACUUUCAUGCUUGAUUUAUUUUUCUGAGCAGUUUGAAACUGGAGCAUGGGAAUGUUGACUAAUAUUAACAGAUCACGUGUGUGACCUCAGAGGUGGCUAAAUAAACUUUUUUAAUUGGGAAAAUGACAUCUGUGUUUCAAAGUAGUCACAGUUUCCCAGGUGAAAGGUUGCUUGUGAACAUGUAUUGCCCUCAGAGGCACAUUGCUUGUUAUUCCAGAAAACUGAGAUGUUCAGGCAACUGGUGGAGUGGUUAGGUGUGCUCCAGAGACAGUCCUGUGGGUAAUGUGAUGGGAGAAGGAGGGAGAAGAGGGUUUGCAGAUUCUCCUGCUAAUGUGACUUUGUAGCUGAAUGCUUUCCUGGCAGAGAGCCUGCCUUUGAUUGGAAAGCAUUCCCCUUGGUGUUCUUGUAGGUACUGAUGGUCUGCCAUGUUUUGUUCUGUGUUUGUGUGUGCUUUUUCCUGCAGGGAGAUAAGAGGAGAGGAAUUGUGUAUCCUUUCAGCAGCCUUCUGUUAAACUUGGAAUACCACAGCUCAAGCACGUGAACAGAUGGAUAAUGGAGACUGGGGAUAUAUGAUGACUGAUCCAGUCACGCUAAAUGUGGGUGGACACAUGUAUACGACCUCCCUCACAACUCUAACGAGAUAUCCUGACUCAAUGCUCGGGGCCAUGUUCAGGGGAGACUUCCCCACUGCCAGGGACUCUCAGGGCAAUUACUUUAUUGACAGAGAUGGACCACUUUUCCGUUAUGUUCUUAACUUUUUAAGGACCUCAGAGCUCACUUUGCCACUGGACUUCAAGGAGUUUGACCUGCUCCGGAAGGAAGCAGACUUCUAUCAGAUUGAACCCUUAAUUCAGUGUCUUAAUGACCCCAAGCCGCUGUAUCCUGUGGAUACCUUUGAGGAGGUGGUGGAGCUGUCCAGCACCCGGAAGCUUUCCAAGUACUCCAACCCGGUGGCUGUGAUCAUCACGCAGCUCACCAUCACGACGAAAGUCCACGCGCUGCUGGAAGGCAUUUCAAACCACUUCACCAAGUGGAAUAAGCACAUGAUGGACACCAGGGACUGCCAGGUGUCCUUCACCUUCGGGCCAUGUGAUUACCACCAGGAAGUGUCGCUGCGAGUGCAUCUCAUGGAGUACAUCACAAAGCAGGGCUUCACGAUCCGCAACACCAGAGUGCAUCACAUGAGCGAGCGUGCCAACGAAAACACAGUGGAACACAACUGGACUUUCUGCAGACUGGCACGGAAAACAGAUGACUGAUUCUGACUCCACAGGAGCCACUUCAGUGAUUAGCAACUUAAUUGGACAGUGAACCCAAGAGAGUCUGGAUUUUGACUAAAGCAACAAUAUGGGCUUUUUUUAUACGACUAUUUAUUGUUUAUCAGUGAGGACUGGAGGAGUUUCAUUCUCUAGCAGCUCUGUUCUUUUGUCCAGUUCAGAAAAAAAACCGUGCAUGUGCCUGUUCAGUCAAGACACCUUUUUGUUUGAAAGAGGGAGUCCGAAGAAUCAGUACAAUAGGGUAUUUUGUGUCAUUAACACAAUCCUCUGACUUGACUCAAAGUGCUAAAAUUACCUCUUGUUUAAAUGGUUUCUAAUCCGUUUAAUGCUAUGACACUGGGAGCAAGAAACAAAAAAAAGAUUUUAAAAUGCAGUUGGGGAGAAGCUGCUAUUGUGUAGACUAAUAUAGUUUCUAAAUCAAUAAACAGUAUUGUAAUAUUCUAGGAAAACAGAUCCCACCCUUUAAAAGUACUUGAUAAGUACAGUUUCUUACAGUUAUGACAACUGUUUCUUUCUAUGCAUAUAAAUCAAGCAACCAAAUAUUAUCUGUAGCCAUGGAAAUAUGAUUACAAAUAUUUAUAUUGGAUUCUAAAUGCAAAAUGUCCCUGUGGUAGAAUUCAUAUUUUUAAUGCCUGGUGCAAUAUUAUUCCCAAGUGUAAUGCCUGCCAGAAGAAGCUAAUAAAAAUGUGAAAUACAGAA